Molecule: messenger RNA, 4598 nt
Organism: Syngnathus typhle (broad-nosed pipefish)
Lineage: Eukaryota; Metazoa; Chordata; Actinopteri; Syngnathiformes; Syngnathidae
Gene: sgsm1b
Product: small G protein signaling modulator 1b
Exons: 22
Coding region: 84-3638 (1184 amino acids)
Biological process (GO): activation of GTPase activity
Molecular function (GO): GTPase activator activity
Source: RefSeq, a predicted model, not a curated record
CUGUGGUGGAAGCCUGUGUGCUGCACGGGUUAAAGCGGCGUAUCGCGGGACUGCUGUGCAGCAACAAAGUGGCAGCGCUCUUCAUGAAAGUGGCCAAAAGCUUCACGCCCGCAGAGCAACUUUGUCACAAGGUCCAAGAGCUGGAGCAACUUAUGGAAAACAGCAAACAGAACAAUUCCUCGCAGGGCAUUGAGCGAAGUCGCCGGUCCAAGUUGAACAACCUUCCGCCUCAGGCACUCAAACACUUGUGGAUCCGAACGGCUCUUCUGGAGAAGCUCCUGGACAAGAUCAUACUGUAUUUAGUGGAGAACUCCAGUAUCUUUUAUGAGAAAGAAGCCAUGUUGAUGGAUCCUGUGGAUGGACAAAUUCUUGCCUCACUUUUGGUCGGCCCCUGUGCUUUGGAGUACACCCUAGUGAAGACCGCUGACCAUUUCUGGACAGACCCGUCAGCCGACGAGCUGGUACAGAGGCACCGCAUCCACAGUGGCCAUUGUCGACAGGACUCACCCUCCAGGAGGCCUGCCCUGAUUCAAAAGAGGCAGUCCAGUGGCAGCAUGGACGAUCGCCCUUUGGUGUGGGCGAGAGAGUAUGUGGAAUCGCUUCACCAGAACUCCAGAACCACAUUGCUGUUUGGAAAGAACAACGUCCUGGUGCAGCCGAGGGACGACAUGGAGGCCAUUCCGGGCUACCUCUCGCUGCAUCAAACGGGAGAGCUGAUGACACUAAAAUGGACGCCCAAUCAGCUAAUGAAUGGCAAUGUGGGGGAGCUGGAUUCUGAGAAGAGUGUCUACUGGGAUUUCGCCAUGACGAUUCGCUUGGAGGAGAUUGUAUACCUCCACUGUCACCAGCAAGUGAACAGUGGUGGAACCCUCGUGCUGGUGAGCCAGGAUGGCAUCCAGAGACCCCCUUUGCACUUCCCCAAAGGCGGCCACCUGCUCCAGUUUCUCACCUGCUUGGAGACGGGCCUUCUUCCUCACGGCCAGCUGGACCCACCGCUUUGGAAUCAGAGGGGGAAGGGAAAGGUUUUCCCCAAAUUGCGCAGGAGGAGCCCGCACAGCUCAUGCGACUCGGUGUCUGAUAAAGAGGACGAAGAGGCAACGGAUUACGUGUUUCGGAUCCUCUUUCCUGGGAUUCAAAUGGAGUUCAUGCCUUUAGAGUUGAUGGACCAGGGUAUGAACAUGUGGCAACCAACACCCAGGACGUCCUCUGGUUCCUCCUGCUCACAGACAGGAUCAUCCGAUAGCUCUCUGCCCAGUGGCUGCAGUCAAGAAAGGGCUCCUUUGAAACUCCUCUGUGACACCAUGAAGUACCAGAUCAUCUCCCGUGCAUUUUAUGGCUGGCUGGCGUACUGUCGUCACCUGUCCACGGUUCGCACCCACCUCUCCGCUCUGGUCAACACCACCAUAGUCUUCCCUGAUGUGCCCUCGAAUGCACAGGGGGGUCUCUCUGCUGACGUCUGGGCCAGGUUUCUCCAGGACAGUUCUGCCUUUGAAGAGCUGGAGAUAUACAGGUUGGUCUAUUUUGGAGGCGUGGCACCUUCUCUACGCAAGGAAGUCUGGCCCUUCCUGUUAGGACAUUACCGUUUCACAAUGACUGAGAAAAGCAGGCUGGAGAUUGAUGAGCAGAUGCGGCUCAUGUACGAGCAGACCAUGAAAGAAUGGCAAGGCUGCGAGGCCAUUGUCCAACAGAGGGAGCGUGAGAAACACGCAGAGGCCCUCGCCAGGUGUUUGUCCGGCAACAGUGUUGAACAAGCGCCAGUGGUGGAGCGGGACUCGACCAUUAGCACAGAUUCAUCACUAUGCAGCAGCUCGGAUCCACAGAAUACGCAGUCACAGAGUGACUCAAGCAGUAAUGGUGUACCGGUUUUUGCAUCAGUUGAAACUACGGAUCCCACAAGGCCUGAAGGAGGUCAAAUAGAGCACAACGGUCCAGUAAAGGACAUCUCAGCCGGUCCUUCCAGGUCCAGCAACUUAUCCAAAGUGGAUGUGACGAAACCACCACCAUCAGCCUGCGAUAGCUACCUUCUUUUAACUGAGCUAGCUAAUUCAUCAGGAUCCUCACAGGAGUCGGUGAAGCCAUCGGACGUCUUGACUGAGGAAACUACAGCUGAAUCACUGCCAGACACGGUCAAUGUACUUGAGUCGGUGCCAAAGGACAGUCUCUUAGGAAGUGACAAGAUGGAUAGGAAUGAAGCUGCUGGGAUAAUUGAGCUCUCAGAAUCGGAGGAAAAAGCUGAAAACACAAAGACCGCAAAUGCGAUCAUUGACGCGAGAGUCCCACCAGACACUACUAAUGUCAUACGUCUGGAAAAGGAGAUUCAGAAUAAGUAUUUCCAAGCGCCACCACUCGGACAAACUCUUCAAGCACAAAAUGGAAGAGAUCAAGAAAAGGAUUCUUCUGAAAUGAAUGAUAUUGCAACAAUCGGCAGAGAUCCGGAAAGUUUGGAAAAAGAAGAAAUGAUUAACAACCUGCGCUCGCAAUUGUUGACUGCCUGUCUCUUAGAGGUAGACAAUGCUGAGUUGGCAGAUUCAGGAUUGUCCGAAGCCAGGAAUGUGUCUGGCGUAUCAAACUCACCAGUCAGGCAAGUACUUGACGCUCUACAGUCGGCAUCCCGCGGGAGCCUUUUGCUAUCGUCCCAUCCCAGGCAGUCCUCGGAUUCUGAGGACUCUCCCUCUGCCCUGGAGAUGGAGGACAUCCCUGUCGGGGUGGCCUGCCUGAAUGUCGAGGAAUUGAACACAAGGCCCUUGACUAACCUAGCCGCCCCGCCAGCGUAUCUGGCUCGGAGAGCCAAGCUGGCACGCGAGGACCUUGUCCUAGACAUCGCUUGCAACACCAGUCCUGAGGACACUGACGCAGGAUUGUCUGAAGACGAGCCUGAUGUGGAAAACGAGUUAACCGCACCAGAGUCCUCCGAGGUGGUCACGGAGUCCAAACAGGAGGCCUCCACAGCUCAACAAAUAUACUCUCAAGAAAUCAUGGAUAUGUACCUAAUCAACUUGCAUCGUAUUGACAAAGACGUCAGACGAUGUGACCGCACAUACUGGUACUUCACUCAAGAAAACCUGGAUAAGUUGAGGAAUAUCAUGUGCAGCUACGUGUGGCAACACUUGGACAUAGGUUACGUCCAGGGCAUGUGCGACAUACUGGCUCCCCUGCUGGUGAUUCUGGAUGACGAGGUGAUGGCGUUCAGCUGCUUCACAGAGCUGAUGAAAAGGAUGAACCAGAACUUUCCACACGGGGGCGCUAUGGAUUCUCACUUUGCCAGCAUGCGUUCGCUCAUUCAGAUCCUGGACUGUGAGCUGUUUGAGUUGAUGCAGCAGAACGGUGACUACACUCACUUUUACUUCUGCUACCGAUGGUUCCUGCUGGACUUCAAAAGAGAAAUGGUGUACGAUGACGUUUUCUCGGUGUGGGAGACCAUCUGGUCGGCAGCGUACACCACCUCUGAGCAUUUUGUGCUUUUCAUCGCACUGGCGCUGGUGGAAACGUACAGGGACAUCAUUCUGGAGAACAACAUGGACUUCACUGACAUCAUCAAAUUUUUCAAUGAAAUGGCCGAGCGACACGACAUCCCACGGGUCAUGACGAUGGCUCGGGACUUGGUCCACAAAGUCCAGACGCUCAUCGAAAACAAGUAAUUCCGGACUCGAUAGUUCUUUUGUCAUUUUCUUUCGAAUAACACGACAGAACAAAAACGGGGUAAAAUUGCAGUAAGAGUCUUAAGUGGUUAAACUUGAUUGUCAGUUCAAAAACUUUCAGUUGCUCCUAUCUCGAGUGAGGCAGACGAUAAAGGCCAGUAUAUUGAUUUUUUUCGUGUUAUUGUUCACAUUGUGAAUGUACCCUUGUUGAAACAGCUUCAGGAUGUUAAUUUUGCCUUAAAUGUUGCCAUUCUUUUCAGGGAUACGGUUUCAUUUUUAAGUCAUACCUUACUAAUGUCUUGUGCUGCUUUGUUGGGUUUCAGGAUACCUAAAAGAAACAAACACGGAAAGUCUUGAGUUUGUACAUUAUCCUUGGUGCUUUCAAUUUUUCUUUAAGGCUUUUAAAUCAGAAGCACACAUCUUUCUGUGUUGGUACUGCUUAUCUGCAAAAACAUCAUUCCACAAUUCAUUUGAAGGAUUGCCCACCAGGCUUUUAACCAUAUCAAAUAUGAUAGAUUCAGGUGUCCACAUUAGGGUCUGGGUAGAUUACACAACAUUAAUUGUAAGUUGUUUCAAAACAUUUCAUGCCAGAUAAAUAUUGCUGCUUAGACUAACCGGUCAAUGCUCUCCCAAAGUAUUUCAGUGGCUCCCAAUUAGUUCCAAAGCUUGUUUGGUGUCAUCAAUGUUUCAUGAUCAUUGCUUAUGUGUUCCGCCAAAGCGCCCCAGUGUUGUGAAUUGCUGUGCUCCUUCUGUCAAAAUUGCUGGAUACAAUGUGAGACCCAUUGUACAAAGCUAGCACAUUUAUUAAAUGCAAUACAAUGUCGAUAUAUGGGCUUCACCUGAUCAUGAACAAAGCUGAGAAAAAAGAAAUCCAUUGGAGACAAAUUUUAUUUUUUCUUUCUGUCUUGAAAAUGUUACUUGUUAGAAUUUAUUUAUUGUGAAUUAAAAUAUUCUAUUUUG